AUGCUUCUUCGCAACGGAGUCUCGCGCCUCGCGCUCAGAUCCCUAGCGGCAGCACCGCGCACGGCUGGUGCUCGCAAGACGACAACAACAACGGCGGCGCCAUGUCUGCAAUGGUCAACACAGUUUGGGUCGCUUGCGGCAGCAGCGGGACGAAGACCGCAGUUAGCAGCGCAGACGACACCGUCAGCGCUUCUACGCCGGAGUCUAGCAGACAAGAAGCUGAGCGAGGGGCAGAAGCAAGCCGAGAGCCGGUAUGCGCACGAAAAGAUCAAACCGACGCCUGAGACGGUGUCGAGCUCGAGUUCGACGCAUCCCAUGUUUUCCGAAGUUGGGGCUGAGGCGCCGGCCAAAGAGGUGGAUAUGACGGCGGAGAUUAAACAUGAUGUUGGAACAAUCAAACAAACCUUCUCCCUCGCAAACGUCCCCCGCGAAGCCUACUACAUGGGCCUCGCCGGCACACUGCCAUACCUCGCAACCUCGCUCUCAACCGUCUACCUCUCCUGGGAGCUCAACCACUCGACCGCCGGCUACGGCAUGCUCUUCUCAGAGGCAAACGCCACGUACCUGCUCCACAUGAUCGAGCCGCUGCAGAUCGGGUACGGGGCUUCGAUCCUCAGUUUCCUGGGCGCUAUCCACUGGGGGCUCGAGUGGGCGGGAUAUGGUGGCGCGCAGGGGUAUAAGCGGUAUGCGAUUGGUGUUGUGGCGCCCAUGGUGGCGUGGUCGACGCUUUUGAUGCCGGUGGAGGGUGCGUUGAUUGGUCAAUUCAUGGGUUUUUUGGGAUUGUAUUAUGUUGAUACUCGUGCUGCAUACCGUGGCUGGACUCCCGAUUGGUACGCCGUGUACCGCUUCGUGCUCACGUCUAUCGUAGGCGCUAGUAUCGUGCUUACCCUUAUCGGCCGCAGCGAGCUGCCCGAACAUAUCCCUGGCUCGAUUGAUCGCGCAAAGGUGUUCAAGGGCGAGGGCUCGUCCGAGGAGAAGCUCGCACAGCAUGAGAAGGCAGCGGCGGAGAAGAAGAAGACUGCUGCCCGCAGUGAUGACAGGGGUGAGAAAUAA
Messenger RNA from Pyrenophora tritici-repentis Pt-1C-BFP, 1053 nucleotides. RefSeq names its product DUF3429 domain containing protein. Lineage: Eukaryota; Fungi; Ascomycota; Dothideomycetes; Pleosporales; Pleosporaceae. The record is from RefSeq and is a predicted model, not a curated record.